UUUUUGCAGUGUGUACAUCAUAUCCUAAUCCCAAUUUUUAUAGCCCUUUUUUAUAGCUGAUUUUUGUACAUUGUGUAAGUGUCUCAAGUUUUAAUGUACGCAGACAUGAUUUUGUCUGUUAUCGUAACAUUUUGUCUUUAUUUUAUCUCCCAGCCUUUUCUGAUUUCUUUAAGGGAUGAAGAAUCUCAUUGGCUCUUCAUCUUUGUUUGUUUUUCUAUUUCGCCCCUCUUAACUCAUUUAUCAUUUCAUUCGAAAGCCUACACGCUUUAAAAUCACCCAGACCGACUUUUCACUGAGAUACACUUGUGAUAAAAGCUUGCUCGGCUGUCGUCACUCCUUAGCGGGACUUCAAUGUCAUCCUGCAGGGAACCAUAAAACCGACCUCAUGAGAUAAUAAUGAACAUUCAUGAAGGUACAGUAAGAUGUGGGCCGGGUGUACACCGCUGGCCCUCCCCCCUGGGCUCUUAUAAGACCACACUUACUGAUGUAAGAACCACAGCAGAGACACCAAACCUGUGGAGGGGGGGCGAAAAAAGUAGACAUGCCAUCCAACACAAUGCCUUCUCACACCAGACACCUACAGACAGCCAGAGGAUUCAUGUUGAAGGUGUCCAGCUGGAGAAGUGCCUGUAUUCUGUACUCCCUGCUCUGCAUACUGGCUCUGCAAGAAGGCACGGAGGGUGCCAAAGCACGCUGUGGACGAGAGCUGGUCGCUGACCUGGAGUUUGUGUGUGGAGACCGUGGAUUUUACAGAGGCAAACCUGGAAUACCCCGUGCCAGCGGUCCCCGCUCUCGUGGGAGAGGCAUCGUAGAGCAGUGCUGCGUACGAGGAUGUGACCUCCAGCAUUUGGAGUCAUACUGUGCCAAACCCAAAAGAGUGCGCCGUCAUGACCCUGCGCUUCUUCAGGAGACUGUGGAAGAGCAAUUCUGGCGGGUGUUUCAAAGACGACACCAACAGCUUGCUGAGAUAAACAGGGAUGGGGAAGCCACAUCAGAAAGACUCAGAGAGCGAGCGCUCUACCAAAGAAACUUCAGUGGUCCAGUUUUACUAAAUUCAGACACCAAGACACCCAACCGACCACCUUCUGCUCGCCACCAUCUUUCCACUGACCGAAUGACAUCCAUAGUUACGUUUAUCCCCCAGAUUGGAGAGUCAUAGCUCUCUUUGGAUCUGCGUGGACUUGACAUCUAACUACAAAUGACUUUACUGUCCUUGCAGAACUAUGAACUGGUUUGAAAGUUGACAAGAUGAAAGAAACCUGCUGUAUUACAACCGAUGGAAGAACAAUAAUGCAAGUACAGAGUAAAGCAUUGCAAGUACAUUGACUGAAAUGCACUUGUGCAAUAUAGUCUGACUGGCUACAAAGGUUGUAUUAGUUGCCAUAUUGAAUGCAAUGUAAAUUGUGUUUCCAAUUUCCAAAGACUUUUGUUCUUGAAUGUACACUUAUAAACCCGACCCAGAUAGCAGAUGACACCGGCCCGGAUCCGCACCGGAGUUGCUGACUUCGGCGCAGAUCCGGCCUAGAGUCAUCUGUUGUCUGGGGAAAGACUGAAAAUAUGGGAUCACUGAAGGCUAAGUUAUUUUCUAUGUUAUGUGUUUAAAUGUGUUUUGUAAAAGGUUUAUUACUAAAAAUAUUUUCUUACUUUUUUGACUUUUGGGUUUAAUUUAUAUUCAGGUUUUAUAUAUGAUUAUAGUUUGAGCUUUCUGAUGCUUGCAUUGGAAAUAUAUGCAGCUUUAUUUUUACCAAUGCCAUGCAUUUGCAUUUUCACCAAAUUUGCUUUAAUUUUAUAAGACACUCUAGGCAAGUGAGAUAUUUUAGAUAUGGCAAGAAAUUUGCAUGUUUCUGAGAAGCUCUGAUAGUUGCAAUGACCUCUAAAGAAAAAACACUAGCGUGUUUACAAUGAAUAAAUAAUAUCACUACA
This is a messenger RNA of Misgurnus anguillicaudatus (oriental weatherfish), 1923 nucleotides long. RefSeq names its product insulin-like growth factor 3 (gene igf3). Lineage: Eukaryota; Metazoa; Chordata; Actinopteri; Cypriniformes; Cobitidae. Gene Ontology annotation, biological process: regulation of protein phosphorylation; cell population proliferation; positive regulation of phosphatidylinositol 3-kinase/protein kinase B signal transduction. Gene Ontology annotation, molecular function: hormone activity; insulin-like growth factor receptor binding. The record is from RefSeq and is a predicted model, not a curated record. Gene Ontology annotation, cellular component: extracellular region.